GGUGUCACUCAUACCGUGACGCCUGAAGCAAGCCCUUCAGCCCGUCUGUGUCGACGACAGUCGUCGGAUGGAACCCGGAGUGCGCCGAUUCGCAUCAAGCGGCGGGAGCUAGCUCAGACAUGGGAAGUGAGCACUAUUGCCUAAGGUGGAACAAUCAUCAGAGCAACCUGCUGGGAGUAUUCAGCCAGUUGCUGCACGACGAAAGUUUGGUAGACGUCACACUUGCUUGUGCCGAAGGUGCAUCCAUCAGAGCGCACAAGGUAGUUCUAUCUGCGUGUUCUUCGUACUUCCGUUCGCUGUUCGUGGAUCAUCCUUCACGUCACCCUAUCGUGAUUCUAAAAGACGUCGGCUUAGAAGAGCUACGUACUCUCGUCGACUUCAUGUACAAAGGCGAGGUCAACGUCCAGUACUGUCAGCUGCCUGCGCUCCUCAGAACUGCUGAAAGCCUUCAGGUCAAAGGAUUAGCUGAAAUGACGACUUUAAACGCAGCCGGUAUCGAAACAAGAAGUGUUUCGGAGCAAAGAGAGCAGGGCCAAAGCCAAGACGCUAGAGAAGGCCCAGAAAAUCACGAACGUCUUGAAGGCAAAGAGGUUCGUGAUAGAGAUGACAGACGAGAACCAAAAGAUUUACGAGAUAGAGAUAACAAAGAUCUCCGAGAUAGUCAUUUACGAGACUGUCGAGAAUCCCGAGAGCAACGAGAACAUAGGGAACAAAGGGAAUCUCGCGAUCUUAGGGAAAUAAGGGACUUACGCGAAAUGCGCGAGUUAAGGGACUCUCGAGAACACAGAGAUCUUAGAGAAUCUAGAGAUAUUCGAGACCCUCGGGAUCUUCGAGACGUUAGAGAUUCCAGAGAGAUAAGAGAUGUUCGUGAUCAAAGAGAUACGACAGAGUCGUCACCAUCACGAAUAUCCCCUUUAUUGACUGUACGUCGAUUUAGAACAGAAACUUCGACAGAGACACAAUCGUUAGUGCACCCGCCGUUGCCUAAAGAUGAACCACCUGACGAGCCAAUGCCAUCUUCAUCUCCAGAGGAUGAUUCAGCAUCUUUAAGGUCAAAUGGAGCCCAGAAUGAAAGUAUGGGUAUUAAUAUGACAAUAAAUAGUCACAAUACUGGUGUGCUGAGUACUCGCUAUUCUCCAGUUGAGCGAAUGAGUGUACUCAAUGCUAUACCCCACCCUGGACUGCCACAUCCCUCUCUUCCAUCACUUUCAAGCCCUAGAAGUGAGCCUAUUCCGGGACCUUCUGGACUACCUCCAGUUCAACAAGCUCCUUUGUCCUUGAAGAAAGAAUUGGUUGAUUGGGAUAGAAAUAAUGAAGACAGAGGUGGUGAAACUUCAGCAGACUACAGGCUUCAACAUGAACCGGAGUACGAUGGGUCCGGUAGGGGGCGUGUUGAUGAAGGGGACCGGGGUUACGUUUGUAUUCACUGCGGUGCGGCCUUCCCUCAUCAGAGCAAACUUACCAGGCACAUAUUGACGACUCACACACUUGACACUCUCAAGUAUCGAGAUGCAAUGCUGGGAAGACCCUUAGGCAUACCUAUGAUAGGACAAUAUAGCGAACCCACUUAUAUGAACAUACACCCGGAAGAAGCUCCGAUAGAUUUGGACAUCGGCCCAGUAGAGCCUGGAAAUGUGGUGCUGUGCAAAUUUUGCGGGAAAAGCUUUCCAGACGUGUCGUCUUUGAUAGCACAUUUACCAGUACACACUGGCGAUCGGCCAUUUAAGUGUGAAUUUUGCGGCAAAGCCUUUAAACUUAGGCACCAUAUGAAGGAUCACUGUAGAGUCCAUACAGGAGAACGACCAUUUCGUUGUGGAUUAUGUGGAAAAACAUUUUCACGUUCAACCAUACUGAAGGCACAUGAAAAGACACAUUAUCCUAAAUACGCACGUAAAUUUUUAUCACCCAGCCCCGUAGAUACGGAAGAGGAGAGUCCACAUCAAUGAGCACGCGACCGAAAUAGUGCACAAUUAGCCUUCGAUCACAUUUUAGUCAAUAAAACGUUCAUCAAUUGAGAAUGGUGGGCGAAGUUUUAUAGUCGAGUGAACAAACAGAGGACAAUGUGUUUUAAUUAGUUAAGAAUAAAAAUGAACGCCGCAACUGUGAUCUGAAUGAUAUGAAUAAUAUUUGAUAUUUCACUAGUAGAUAAAUAGCGCAAGUUGUUAAUUUUUAGGUAUAUUUUUUAAAUCACUGUUUCAGUUCGAUUAUUUUAUCGAUAAUAUGUUUUCAAUUAUAUAGGUGCUGUCUUUGUUUAUGCUUGUGAGGAAUCAUUUAUGGUGAGGUCAUUAGACGGCAUAGCCAAAGCUAGUUAGAGAAGUGAAACUUCGUUAAUUUUUAUAUUGGGAAAGGAAUAAAUCGCCCAUUUUUGUCAUGUUUUUUCAGUUGUUUUGUUUACUUUUUAAAAUAAUUUGCUAUUUCAAAUUAAAAAUAAAAUAAAAAAAAUAUUAAUACGAAUGGACCCGAAAAUAUCAAAUUAAUUUGAAAUUAUGACCAUUAGAGUAACGAGACUUUUUUUAGAUUUCGUUCUUUGUAAAAUAAGGAAGGAUUGUUUUAAACGUGAUUCGACAACUUUAUUAAAAAAAAAGGCAUACAUACAUAUAUACGUGCACUUCGUAGUAUGCAAUUAUAAAAAUAUAGGGAUUUGAGGUUUUUUAUUUAUAAUUUUAUGUCUAAUGAAAGUACUGACGCACGCUCCCCUGACGUAACUCGAAAGCAAUAUUACGACAUAUAAUAAAAUAUGUAAAUAAAAUAUAGUUUGAUAAUAUUGAAUUUUUAGAAAAUUAAUUAGAGUAAAAUAAAUGCUUCAGUAGCUCUAUAUUUGGUAAAUAUGGGGAGAUUUCUGGAUGUGAUCAUGGGAAUCAAAGCUUUAAACCCUUCAUUUCUGUCCGUUUGUUACGUCUCGGCCCUCCUAUACGAACAUAAAAACUAUAACACAUAAAUAAAAAAUAAUUAUUGUGACACAAUUAAUCUAUCGGGAGAGGCGUAGCAUUAUAAAGCAUACAUAUAUAUAUAUAUAUUGAAUUUUUCCAUAUACUAUUUUCAUACUACAAAUCCACAUUUUAUUGUUAAUAGAGAAUAAUAAAAACAGUGCCUAUUUUAAUUUCUAAUAAUAUUUUAUGUGGGAUUUUUUAUUCAUUUUAACUAUAAGACACUGGAUGUUUAAAAUAAUAAUAAUACAUAAAUACAGAAACUAUUUAAAUUUCAGAUUUUAUCAUAAUUUCAACAAAGGAAUAGAAUGUGCAUUGUUUUUAAAAUUCUCACAAUAAUACUGUGUUCAGUAAAUUCAACAGAGUCGUAUACAGGGAUAUUUUAUGGAUGUUAAAGUUAUUAUUUUACAGUAAAUUCUUUCAAUUUAAACUGCCUUCUAUGAACAUGAUUGUUGUUAAUUUAAUGUUCACAAAAUGUUAUCGAUCAUAUUGUCUAUAUAGCUACGCGAAAAACUAAAGCUUUGAUUUGGUGUUGAUUGAAUUGUCAGUUUACGUUAGUCUCUAAGAUUGAAUAAUAAUAAAAAUUUGAUGUCUUCUCGGUACUCACAAGCUGAUUCAUUCUUAUCUCAUUAAAAAUAAUAAAAUUCGUUUCGUAUAUUUUGAUCUUUAACAUAUCAUAUUAUGAAAUAUCAUUGAAAUUUAGAAGUGCUCUUACCUACGUCUUAAAUUUUUUCUUACUUAAUCUGUUCAAUUCAAAUGUAGGCGUUUUAAUAAAAAUUUAAUAAUAUUUAGGAAUUAAGUGAUAGAUCAUUGAGAUCUUACCAAAAGAAAGUAUUAUAAAUUUAGGAAAAGAUCUGUGAUAUUUAAAAAGUAAUGACGCAACAUCUGGGAGUGUAAAGUAUCGAUCUCAGAUAGAUUUUACUAUUAGGCAUUUUAAACUAUUUUCGAAAUCAAAAAUAUAUGUUGGUUUUAGAAACAGACGCCGUAAACGGUUAGGUUGUCACAGCGUUACUCUUUAGAUCUCACUAUUUUAAGUUUAGUGAUUAGGGUCUUUUGUGUAUGAAGUAAAAUUGUUUGGCUGUUUUUUUUUUUCUUUUUCUUUUUCUUUGUAUCAAACGCCUUACAUUCCAAAAUUAUUCCAAUUUCAUUUUGAAUAUGUAGGUUAUCAACUCCACCGAUAGAUACUUUUUUUAGUGAUAAUUAUUUAUGGAUUUCCUAUUUUUUUAAAUAAUUCUGUCGGCCGUGAGUACCAUUAGGCGUCAAAAUAUAUCGUUGAAUUUGUUUAUUGAUUUCCGCUGGAAUGUUGUGAGGGAAUUAAGGGACAGAAAUAAUAAAAUAAAAACUCUGUUUUAUAGUUAAUUAUUUAUGUAACGCGAUUAUUCCAUCAUCGUUUAAAAGUAUUGAAUACAUUAAAACUGGGCGUAGUGUAAACCUCAAACAUUAGUUUUUAUUUGUGCAUAAAAUUGUCAUUUUCAAUAUCACCGUAAGUGUGAUAAUUUAUCAAUUUACCUUAUUAUAACUUUUAUCCUAUAAUUGAUUAAUCGGUUCAUGUGGAUUUCAAACAGCAGCAGCAAUGUAUCGUCUUAUUAAAAUAUUUAAAUGCAACUGACAACAUUCCACGAAUUUGGUAUUGAAAUUCACCGUAAUAUUGAUGAAUUGGAGAUUACAUUUCCAUGUCCUAGGAACAGCGUGAAGUAACUUUGAAUACCUACCAGAGCUAUUGUUUUAUUAUAAGAAAGAAAUAAUGUUUGUAUGCUUAUAGUAUAUAUAUAUAAAGGAAAAAGUAAACACAAAGAAAUUUAAAUACGUCGGUCUAUAGUGUAAAAUCACGCAAAAUGAAACUGCAAGUUAGGUGAUAGAUUCGUAGAAGCGUUAAUUCCCGGAGCUAGUAUUUGAAUUUGAGGAAAAACGGAAAAAAAAGUAAAAAAAAAAAUGUUUCUAUUUGAAAAGCUGCACUGUCUUUAAGUUUUCUUUACCGAACAUUACCAAACGUUAAGCAAUACAGAUACUUUAUUAAUGUUCCUCUUCUUGUUUUAAGAAAGAUAAAGUAUUUACAAUAACCAUUAGCAAUAAAUAAAUUUUAUAGUGAAGCGAAUUAACAUUUUUAUAAAGUUUAAUUAAAAGUAGUUUUUUAUAAUAGUACAGAAUGUUGAUUGUAAUGCUAUUUUAUUUUCCGAUUUUCUCAGAGAUACUAUUUAUUGAUGAUAAUGAUAUUGAUAUAGGAUAAUAUACAUAUAGUUCUUAGGUAGAGCGCAUUAUUAGUGCCGGUGUACAACAUAUCCCUAAGUGCAGUUAUUCAAAUUUUAACAUCAACAGGCUGUUCACGUCCCUGCAGAUUACACAAGCAGUUAGAAUAAAAUAUAUGUAGACACAUAGAUUAAUAAUUAUUAAUUAUCUAAGUUUCGAUUUUGAGUAAGUAUUUUUUUUAGAAAUACAUACUAAACAUCGCAACAUGGAACACUAGCACGAAAUAUUUCAUGUUUGAAAUAGUUUAAAUACGUAGAUUCAUUUUUAUAUAUAUAAAAUUGUGACCACGGUUUUAUAUUUAGAGUGCCUCUUGCCUAUAUAAGACUUACGUAAAGGCUGCAAUUCACGGAAUAUAGAGUACAUAGUGGAUAGAUAGGUGGUCCCGUAUUUUAUGGUUAAAAUUGUAAGUUUGGUUAUGGUAUGUGAUUGGCGCAAUUUAUUCUAUUCAAAUUUAAUUAUCAAGAAUAUAUUAUAUCAUCCAUACGUCGUAUUUGAAGAAUUUCUAAAUGAGAUUAAUUUUUAACUGUCAAUUAUGAACCUAAUUUUUUUUUCCGAAUAUCGACUUCCCUUUCGUCGUUUAUCAUUAAAGUUGUUUUAAGUGGCAUAACUAAAUAUAGAACUUAAAUUGCAAUUUUUUCUAAGUUCCUGUAGGUAUAUUAAUUACUUUAAAAUGGUACAAUUUGUUUUAUAUUAAUAAGUUAUUUAGGUUAAACUUUUCGUGACGGAUUUUGUACUGGUAUAUAGUACGCAAUGGGCGAGUAGAUCUCAAACAUUGUGUUUCUGUGGCUUCGUAAAUAAAAAUACAAGCUCAGUAUACAUUGUGCUCGUACAAAAUACUUUUAGCACAAGUUCAAAUAAUGUAGGUCCACUUUUAUUUAUGGAGCUCUUCGUAACUUGAAAAUGAUUAUUAAUUCCCAUAAGCUGUUUUAUUUAACAUUCAUUGUUGAUAUUUUAGUGUAAUGUAAUAUGUUUGCCUUAAAGUAAUUAGUAGAUCAUCAAAUAACAGUGAGUGUAUUUUUGUUAAAUGUCAUGAGAGAAAUGAGAUUUAGACGGUGUAUAGUCAAUUGUACAACAUUCAUGAAACCCUCUUGCUGUUGAUCAUUGUAACUUUUGAAACAAAUAUAAGCAUAUCAUAGCUGUAAUAAUACAAUUUUGACAAAUAAAAGCUCUACAAUCA
Messenger RNA from Bombyx mandarina (wild silkworm), 6351 nucleotides. RefSeq lists its product as uncharacterized. NCBI's taxonomy places the organism in Eukaryota, Metazoa, Arthropoda, Insecta, Lepidoptera, Bombycidae. The record is from RefSeq and is a predicted model, not a curated record. Gene Ontology annotation, molecular function: protein binding. Gene Ontology annotation, cellular component: nucleus. Gene Ontology annotation, biological process: regulation of transcription by RNA polymerase II.